GAUAGCCGUAAUUUAAUCCAGUGAUUGCUUGUUAUCUUAUGUUCUCUAAUACUUCUACCUUAAACAGUGGUGGGCUUAGAUAGCAUGAUAAUUUGGUGUGGAAAAUAGUGUUUGGUCCUGUGGGCCUUUUAGUGUGUCUGAAACACGCAUGGGGUGCUCGCUCUGCCUGUAUGUAAGGUUAAUCCCGCUUUCAAAUGGAGCACCUGUUUUGAAUGACUGAAAGCAGAGUUCAUGGCCCUGUUUUAUAAGUUCCAGAUAGUUCACCUUAUUUUUUCUAAUUUGUGUUUUAUCUCCCUAUCUGAUAUCUUCCUUUUCACCUCAGACCUUAAUUUCCUAAUCUUCUGUCAGUUAGAUCUUCCGAUUUGCUUUUAUCUAAGCCCUCUUUUUUUGCUUAGCUUGCCGCUUGUUUCUGGUUGAUUUUAUAUGGUUACCCCCACCCUGCUCUCAUAGUCCGUUUCUCCUGCUUUGUAAGCAUUUUCUUAACCUCCUUUAGAUGGGGAGCCAAAACUCAUGCUUUCUUUUAAAUCAGUGUUGUACCUUACCCAUAAAUGUGCCUUUCCCACAACGUGUUUAGGAUUUUAAGGAAACAGAGGAGCCAAAUGGGGAGAAGAAAUAGUGAGCACUGCAGCCCCAGCCUGCGUGUGUCCAGCAUCUCUCAUGAGAAUUUAUCUCACUGGAAUUUGGAUUCAGAAGUACCUGUUCCUGAAAACAGAAACCUCCCACCUGGAAGGGAUAGUGCAGCAGGUGGCAAAAUUAACAAGAGAUACAUUGUAUUUAAAAUUCUGCUGCUGCUAGAGCAACUGAUGCUAGAUCUUAAUUUGUCAGACCAUGCUCACAAAAGAACACAGAAUAGUAAACAAGGGAUAUUUCAGUUAUGGAGUUAUCCUCUUGACGAAGGAAGUACCAUGGAGAACAGGGCUCUCCAAAAAUCUUCAGUGGAAACUGGCUUUACUAUAACCAAUAGUCCCAUAAGGCUCUUUACUCUGCACCACUCACUAACAAGUGCUUCCGCUGAUAAGCAAGUUGGUUCUCACCCUGGACUGCAGGUGCCAUUAGGUCUCAGCUGGCCCUAUGCUGAUGGAGACUUUUUUAAGGACAGAACUGAGCCUCAUAUUAAUUUAUGUUCAACUAUAGAAAACAACAAUAGUGAAACUUUAUCUGCUCCAAAUUGGAAUUUGAAAUAUGGAAACAGCAGUGUGGAAGAAAAUUUAACAGAUGAAAGUGAUUUAUCAGAAAAUGAAAAAGCAAAUGAUACUUUACUCAGCUAUUUUAAAAAGAUGGACCUGAACUUAAAGCCAGAAACAAUAGAAAAUGUUGAAGGAUCUUUCAUAGAGGAACCAAGUGAAGUAUUUCCAUAUCCUGAUUUUCUCCCUCCUCCUCUCAAUACUCUGGACUUGCACAGAUUAGCUCUCUCAAAGUCUGAAAAUUGGAAAGCAACAGUGGAACCUCCAGAAAGCUCUACUGAACAUUUGAUAACUCGUUUACUGGAAAUGGAAAGAUUACAACAUGUGACUAUACAAAAAGAGAGGCCAAGACUACAAACUACCUUCUGUACUCCAGCAGUUACUGAACGACCCUCUUCCUCCAAAGCUAUACCCAAAAUGAGACAGCCAAAACUUUCUGACUCUCUGAGUCUUCAGACAAGUUGUGUAGAUAUAAGUCGAGAAAAAAGAAGAAACAAUUCUGGUUCUUUUAAGUGUGAACAAAAUGCUUCAAAGUGGAAUUGGAGCCAUGCUGGCAAAUAUAAAUGGAAUUCUAGACCACUAUCUCUAAAAAGUCCAUCCACCACAAAACAAUUGAUUGCAACUUAUGAUGACUUUAAAAAUCCCAAAAGCUCCAUUUUAAAUCCAUGCCAAGAACUCUCAACCAAGCCUGCUAAUGCCCAAACAACUCACUUACUGGUUAAAAUGGUCUCCACAAGAUGUCUGCCACCUAGGUCUCCAAUACCAGUUUCACCUAUACCUCUGUCUUUUCCCGAAAAUCAGAGAGAAGAAAUUAAGGCACCAAGCACCAAAAAGAAACUUUACCGAAAAACCAUAGUAUUGAACAGACCAUUCUAUAUUCAGAAGCUAAACUGUUUGUCGCCUUCGUUUAUAGCUAAGGAUAACUGCUCAUCCACUGACCCAAAAUAACUUUUCUUUCAUACUUCUCAAUGUGAGCAAAUCUAUUCCAAGAAGCGUGGCUAAAAUAUGGUUCAUCAUUCCGAGAUACAGGUACUAAAAA
This is a messenger RNA of Diceros bicornis minor, 2223 nucleotides long. RefSeq names its product family with sequence similarity 217 member A (gene FAM217A). The record is from RefSeq and is a predicted model, not a curated record. The coding region runs from base 549 to 2132 and encodes 527 amino acids. NCBI's taxonomy places the organism in Eukaryota, Metazoa, Chordata, Mammalia, Perissodactyla, Rhinocerotidae. The transcript is spliced from 6 exons.